AUGUCUUUAAGUGUUACAAGAGAAAGACGUGCAAAUGCUGGCAAUCGGUAUCAAAAUCAAAGAGAAGAUAUUGAAAUGGAAGUUGGUGAUGAAUACGGAGAUACAUUCAAAGAGCUUUCAGACGAUGAAGAGUUUAUGGAGUCAAGUGACUUAUCAAUUUAUAUAUAUAUAAUAUACAAAUUCAAUAACAUACCAAUGAAAAAGGCAAGAAGGGCUCUUAUUUUACCACCUUUAUCAAUAAAUCUUCGUAAAAGAAAAACAGAUCAAUUGUCCAACGAGGAUAUUUGCAACAAUUCUGUAAAACACUUUUCUUCUCAAAAGAAAGAUCUCACUCAAUCAAAAAGAAGAAAUCCCAAAUCAAUUAACAAUAACAACUUGGAAGAUGAUAAACAACAAUUGGUUCCAAUUUUACCUGGAUUGUUAUAUCCAAAACGAGAAAAAAUUGUAUCAGAAAUAUUAACGCAAGAAGAACUCCUUGCAGAAGCAAAAGAAACUGAAGCACGAAAUUUGGCAUCGCUCAAAGAAUUUGAAUUAAGAGAAAAUAAAAUAAAAAACACCGUUAGACGAAGCAAUAGAGUAUCUCUUGAAAAUCAACCAAGGAUAAUCUGUCCAAUUACAGGACUUCCAGCAAAAUAUAAAGAUCCAAGAUCUGGCAUACCAUAUGCAAAUAUGGAGGCUUAUUUUAAAAUUCAAGAAUUAAUCAAUCAUCAAUAUACUUGGUAUGGUAAAGGUUGUGUUUAUUUGAAUGACGCUGAUCAAUCUCCUGCUAAAGGCGUUCCUGAUAAAUUUGGCAAAUAG
Entrophospora candida is the source of this 798-nucleotide messenger RNA. Lineage: Eukaryota; Fungi; Glomeromycota; Glomeromycetes; Entrophosporales; Entrophosporaceae. The record is from the annotation of a GenBank genome assembly.